Molecule: messenger RNA, 1827 nt
Organism: Strongyloides ratti
Lineage: Eukaryota; Metazoa; Nematoda; Chromadorea; Rhabditida; Strongyloididae
Product: Gamma-aminobutyric acid A receptor/Glycine receptor alpha family and Neurotransmitter-gated ion-channel transmembrane domain and Neurotransmitter-gated ion-channel family and Neurotransmitter-gated ion-channel ligand-binding domain-containing protein
Exons: 4
Coding region: 1-1827 (608 amino acids)
Biological process (GO): chemical synaptic transmission; signal transduction; chloride transmembrane transport
Cellular component (GO): synapse; neuron projection; membrane
Molecular function (GO): extracellular ligand-gated monoatomic ion channel activity; transmembrane signaling receptor activity; neurotransmitter receptor activity
Source: RefSeq, a predicted model, not a curated record
AUGAGAAAGGUUGAAUCAUUAAAUUGGCGAAUGCCAAAUAAUUAUUAUAAAAUAAUUGUUAUAAUAUUUGUAUUAAUUAUAUUCAAUAAUAAUUUUAUACAAUACCAAGUUGAAGGUGCAAAUUUGGAAGCUUAUACUAAUUUUGAAGUUGUUGAUGGUGGUUUAAUUGAAAAAUCACCACAAUCUUCAAAAAUUAAUACUAAUAAUCGUAAACGACAUGAAAGAGGAGCAUUAUCACAAAUAGGAAAUGAAAAAAAAUCUUUGAAUGAUAAUAAGAUUAACAAUUCGAAUGACAACUUGAAUAUUCUUAAUAUGUCAAAUUCAUUUGAAAAUACAACACAUCUUUCGGGAAAAGAAAAAUGUACUCGAAAUAGUCUUAAUAUGGGAAAUAUUAUUAAAUCACUUUUAAAAGAUUAUGAUACUCAUUUACUACCAGAAUCUGAUGGUGUUAAUGUUACAAUUGAAUUACAUGUACAGGGUGUGUCUGGAAUAUCUGAGAUAACAGCUGACUUUGAAUUAGAUAUAAUGUAUAGUGAGAUAUGGUCUGAUAAGAGAUUAAGUUUUCAUCAUUUAAAUGUUUGUGCUACCAACAUAACAGUUAAAAGUGAUUUUAGAAAUAAAAUUUGGACACCAGAUACAUGUAUUAUUAAUUCAAAAGAAAGUGCUAUUCAUAGUUCACCAUCAGAGAAUACUUUUGUUAUUCUAUACCAAACUGGUAUGGUUUGGAGUAAUUUUAGAAUGAAUGUUCGUGCUCCAUGUUCUAUGGAUUUAAAAAUGUUUCCAUUUGAUAGAAUUGAGUGCAGGUUAACUUUUGAAAGUUACUCUUUUAAUAGAGAUGAAGUUCGGUUAUUAUGGCAUAAUAAUGCUGUAACAAUGAUGGAAAAAGUUGAAUUACCUGAUUUUGAUUUAAUUGGUUGGACUACACAUAGAAAACAAAUGGAUUAUCCUAAUGGAGUUUGGGAUCGUGCUCAGGUUAAUUUUACUUUUGCUAGACGUUAUGGUUUUUAUCUUUUUCAAUCAUACUUUCCAACUUCAUUAACUGUUAUUAGUAGUUGGGUUGGAUUUUUCUUUGAUGUUCGAUCAGUAUCUGCCAGAAUAACAUUAGGUGUCAGUUCUUUAUUAGCAUUAACAUUUCAAUUUGGUAAUGUUCUUAGGCAUCUACCAAGAGUUAGUUAUAUAAAAUGUCUUGAUGUAUGGAUGAUAUUCUCGGUAAUUUUUAUAUUUUGUACAUUAGUGGAAUUGGCUAUCGUCUGCCAACUAAACAGAUGGGAAAGAGAACGUCAAAUUGGAAGCAAAGUUUUAGGACACUGGUUAAAUCAAAUAAAAAAAAAUAUGAGAAAUGAUAAAAAUAAGGGUACUGGUAGUGGUACUAAAAAUGGUAGUGAUAAUGAUAAUAAUAAUAAUAAUAAUGAUAAUAAUUCCACUGCAAGAAGAAGAUGGAUGAUAGGAGCAAAAAGUAUUAGUAAUCCUAUAAAUGGAAGUACAAUAAGAGAAAAUGAAAAUGAUUUAAUUUCAAAUAUUGAAUUAAAUGGUAAAGAAAUUGUUACAACAACAAUGUUAUCAAAUAGAAAUGAAGAUCAAAAAGAUACAUUAUUGUCACAGGUAGAAAAUGAAGUAUUAAAUUCUGAGAAAAAAUAUAAAAAAAAUAUAUUUUAUCGUGCCAAAUUUUAUAUUAUACGGUUAAUUAAUUCAUGGAUUGAAAGAGACUGGACCAUUACAUCAGUACAGGUUGAUAGGAUCUCUAUGAUUAUGUUUCCAUUAUCAUUUUUAGUUUUUAAUAUUAUAUAUUGGCUGGUUUAUUUUUCAAAAAUGGAUAGACCCUUAUAA